This is a messenger RNA of Brenthis ino (lesser marbled fritillary), 390 nucleotides long. The record is from the annotation of a GenBank genome assembly. Lineage: Eukaryota; Metazoa; Arthropoda; Insecta; Lepidoptera; Nymphalidae.
AUGGCCACUCCGACGUCGGAAACAACGGACCAGUUUGACCAAUUUGAUGAUGAAGAAGGUGACCAGCAAUUAGGAGCAACGGCAUCUGGUAGAAAACGAUUAUUUAGUAAGGAACUGCGCUGUAUGAUGUAUGGAUUUGGUGAUGACCAAAAUCCAUACACAGAAAGUGUUGAUUUUUUAGAAGAUCUUGUUAUAGAAUUUAUUACUGAAACUACUCAUAAAGCAAUGGAAGUUGGCAGACCAGGGAGAGUACAAGUGGAGGAUAUAAUAUUUUUAGUACGCAAAGAUCCUAGAAAGUAUGCUAGAGUUAAAGAUCUCUUGACUAUGAAUGAAGAGCUUAAAAAGGCUAGGAAAGCUUUUGAUGAAGUCAAAUAUGUUGAAGACCAACAA